AUGCAUUUCUCAAUUGUUGUCUUGGAGGUUUUGGUAUGGGCGGCAUUGUCCGGCCCUGCAAGUGCUGCGCCGUCUAACUCGCGACGCAACGACAACCAGACAACACCCACUUGUCAAAAGACAAAGGUAGCCAUCCUAGGCGCCGGUGUCGCCGGCAUAAGUGCAGCUCAAGCCCUUUCCAAUGCCUCCAUCACAGACUUCCUUAUGAUUGACCGCAAUGACUACAUUGGCGGGAGGCUAGCCCACACGACCUUUGGCUCUAAGCCGGACGGAACGCCAUAUACAGUCGAGCUUGGAGCGAAUUGGGUCCAAGGACUAGGAGCAGCGGAUGCCGCCGCACCAGAGAACCCAAUCUGGACAUUCUCAAAGAAGUGGAACAUCUCGAACACUUACUCGAAUUAUGAUUCCAUCAUAACAUGUGACGAAACGGGGGCAAGCGACUUUUCAAAUCUCCUGGCAGAAUUUGACAACGCCUGGGACGUCGCUGCAGUAGAUGCGGGAUCAAUUCUCACGGAGAACCUACAAGAUACCUCGGCACGUGCUGGGCUCAGCCUCGCAGGGUGGAAGCCUAAGCAGGACAUGAAGAAGGCGGCAGCAGAGUGGUGGCAAUGGGACUGGGAUGCUUCGUACUCUCCGGAGCAGAGCAGUCUCGUGUUUGGCAUCACGGGGGACAACCUUACCUUCAACCAGUUUGGCGAAGACAACAACUUCGUGGUGGAGCCUCGGGGCUUCAACGCGUGGCUCGUUGGAGAAGCAUCAACAUUCCUGGACCCGUCAGGCAACGACCCGCGCUUGCUCCUGAACACGACCGUCUCUGCCAUCGAGUACUCGGAUUCGGAGGUUACGGUCCAGCUCUCCGACAGUGAGUGCAUCUCGGCCGAGCACGCGGUCUGCACCUUCUCCCUUGGCGUCUUGCAGAACGAUGUCGUCGACUUUAAGCCCCAGCUACCGCGGUGGAAGCGCGAGUCGAUCGAGCAAUUCCAGAUGGGCACGUACACCAAGAUCUUCUACCAGUUCAACACGACCUUCUGGCCCGAGGACGUGCAGUUCUUCUUGUACGCAGAUCCGGACAAGAGGGGCUAUUACCCGGUGUGGCAGUCCCUGUCGACGGAAGGCUUCUUGCCCGGAAGCAACAUCAUCUUUGCGACGGUGGUAGAGGACGAGUCCUAUCGGAUCGAGAAGCAGAGCGAUGAACAGACCAAGGCGGAAGGCCUCGAGGUCCUGCGAAGGAUGUUUCCGGAUGCACGAGUUCCUGAGCCCACCGACUUCAUGUACCCGCGGUGGACGACGGAGCCAUGGACGCAUGGGAGUUACAGCAACUGGCCAGUGGGCUUGACACUGGAGAAGCAUCAGAACCUGCGGGCCAAUGUCGGAGCUCUCUGGUUUGCUGGCGAGCACACCUCGGCACAAUAUUAUGGGUUCCUGCAGGGGUCAUGGUUCGAGGGACAGGAGCGUGGCGUGCGUAUUGCUGCGUUAUUGAAAGGCAAUGGCACCGCCAUGGAAGCUUACGGGGAGCUGCAGGGCACGACUGAGCUUUCUGAGUAUGAUGCUACAAACGGGUGGCCGGUGAGCAGCUUUCUGAACUAUAAUUGA
Molecule: messenger RNA, 1593 nt
Organism: Diaporthe citri
Lineage: Eukaryota; Fungi; Ascomycota; Sordariomycetes; Diaporthales; Diaporthaceae
Exons: 1
Coding region: 1-1593 (530 amino acids)
Molecular function (GO): oxidoreductase activity
Source: RefSeq, a predicted model, not a curated record